CUUUCGAAAAUCCAAUCUUCGAACUGCCAUAUCUUUUGGUCCCUGCCGACACCCGACACCACCAUUCUUGUUGUUACGAAGUAGAAGUACUUCGUACUAUAUUUUGUGUCUGUGGGUGCCGGUUGUUGCCUUGGUGCCACCGAACAACGAUGACGAUCCACAAGCCAAGAAGGCCCGCUCGAAUCGUGCCGGCACCUUUCGCGGCCGUUGUCCUCCUCCUGGCUUGCGCCGCAUCGGGAGCGAGGCUUUCCCGUCCGAAGCACCAGAGCCCGCCGGAUCUUUUGCACGGCCUGAUCGAAGACGCGAGGAGGGACCGGAAGGCGGUCCGGGUGGUGGGCGUCCACGACGCCCUGUCCGCCCGCAUCGUACAGCAGCAGAGUGGCCUCCUUGCUUGCGGCGGACGCGUGGGCCUCUUUGUGAGCGGCUUUGGGGUUUCGGCCUCCCGGCUCGGCAGGCCGGACGCCUCGAUCCUCACGCGCUCCGAGAUCGAGGACGCGGCCCGGAACGUCGUCCGGGCGGUCUCGAACACGCACGCGACGGGCCUUCCCCCGCCCCCGGUCCUCGUGGACGGGGACACGGGCUUUGGCGGGGCCGCCAACGUGCGCGAGACGAUCCGCCGGACGGCCUCGAUCGGGGCGGCGGCGAUCACGAUCGAGGACCAGGUCUUCCCGAAGCGGUGCACCUACCUGGCCGGCUCAGGGAUCGGCGUCGUCUCGAGGGCCGAGGCGACCGACCGGAUCGGGGCGGCGCUGGCGGCCCGGGACGAGGCCCUGGAGGCCGACGGGAACCCCAUCUUUGUCGUGGCCCGGACCGACUGCCGCAUGGCCCUCGGCCUGGACGAGGCCAUCGAGCGGUGCCUGGCCUUCCAGGACAUGGGGGCGGACGUUGUGUACGCGGAGAACCUGCAGAGCGGGGAGGAGUACCUGGCCCUCCGGAGGGCGGUGACCGGCGGAAGCACUGCAUCGGAAGCGAGGGGAGUCGCCCCCAUGGUCCUGGCGCAGUUCCAGACGGGAGCCGAAAACCAGCGCCUGUAUUCGGCCGACGAGGUGGGUGCGAUGGGCUACGAGAUGGCGCUCUACGGCGUGGCGGGCCUGCAGGCGACGGUGUCCGCCCUGCGGUCGGCGGUGUCCGAGCUCCUCGGGGAGGGCAGCGGCGGGAUCGUAAGGUCCACGCCCCUGUCGGCCCUGGACGAGAUCAAGGAGGUGGUGGGGUUUUCCGACCUGGACGACUUUGAACGAAGGCACGGCUGCACGUGAAGACCGCCUUCGGUGCAAGCACGGACACAAGUGCUUUCCAUCGAAGAUAGAUUCGAGAUCCAUGGACUAUGAUACAGUAUAGAAUGCACUACAGUAAAAUUUUUGAGGCAUC
Messenger RNA from Pseudo-nitzschia multistriata, 1368 nucleotides. NCBI's taxonomy places the organism in Eukaryota, Bacillariophyta, Bacillariophyceae, Bacillariales, Bacillariaceae. The record is from the annotation of a GenBank genome assembly.